Messenger RNA from Entrophospora sp. SA101, 384 nucleotides. NCBI's taxonomy places the organism in Eukaryota, Fungi, Glomeromycota, Glomeromycetes, Entrophosporales, Entrophosporaceae. The record is from the annotation of a GenBank genome assembly.
AUGUCCAAUCCAGUAAAAGAUGAUGAAAAAUUGUUGUCAACACAAUUAGUGCAUGAUAAAACGGAUAAUGCUGUUGAUGCAACAGUAAAGGAUGGCGAGUGUACUCUGGAACAAUUUAAUAAAAAUGUGACAGUAAAAGAUGAUGAAAAAUUGUUGUCAACACAAUUAGUGCAUGAUAAAAAGGAUAAUGAUGUUGAUGCAACAAUAAAGGAUGGCGAGUGUACUCUGGAACAAUUUAAUAAAAAUGUGACGGUAAAAGAUGAUGAAAAAUUGUUGUCAACACAAUUAGUGCAUGAUAAAAAGGAUAAUGAUGUUGAUGCAACAGUAAAGGAUGGCGAGUGUACUCUGGAACAAUUUAAUAAAAAUGUAUUAUGCAAACUGUAA